AUGCAGCUCUCUGCAGGUACCGCUGCGUCCAAUCUCCCUGCGAGACGCGUUGGGGUGCAGCAAUGGCCGUCCAAGGCAAAAGGUGGUGUAGUUCGGGGGACGGAAGCUUCCGCGGCCGGAGAGAAGUUCACAACUUCGGAUCUCAUUCCACUCCGCCGACACCUCUGGAAUAACAUUUCCCUCAACCACGCAGUUUGCGGCGAACUCGACUCCCGUUCAGUCACUAUGGCACCUCUAGUCCACGUGUUCUCUGCAGAGAACCUUCCCGAUCAUGUGAACACGAUCCAGCGCAACUUCCAAGAGAAGCGUCGCAAAGGUCCCGCCGUGAACCUGAAAGAGUGCCAGCUGCUCGAGAUGGUGCAAUACUCCUGCAACCCGCCUCAAGAAGAGGUUCCACAGCCGGGUGUGAUUACAUGCGAGCCACUCGUACGGCUGUUUCGACGAUGCGCCGGAGGAUUGACAGUGGAAACCACUACAUGGGAACCGAUCAGGCAAGCCGCGGAGGAAGCUCAAAGGAAGCCGACAGACACAAAACGAUGA
This is a messenger RNA of Penicillium daleae, 540 nucleotides long. RefSeq lists its product as uncharacterized. Gene Ontology annotation, cellular component: mitochondrial inner membrane peptidase complex. The record is from RefSeq and is a predicted model, not a curated record. The transcript is spliced from 2 exons. Bases 1 to 540 code for a protein of 179 amino acids. NCBI's taxonomy places the organism in Eukaryota, Fungi, Ascomycota, Eurotiomycetes, Eurotiales, Aspergillaceae.